Molecule: messenger RNA, 1335 nt
Organism: Chelmon rostratus (copperband butterflyfish)
Lineage: Eukaryota; Metazoa; Chordata; Actinopteri; Chaetodontiformes; Chaetodontidae
Exons: 2
Coding region: 298-1044 (248 amino acids)
Source: RefSeq, a predicted model, not a curated record
GCUACAGCAUGCAUGUCUGCCUCUCUGUUGUUUCGCGGCUUCGUGUGUGAAUGCACGUCUCACUUUGAUCUUCAGCGUCUGCUUCCCAUCUAGCAGCUCCUUCAGCGCACCGCCGAGAGGGCGCAGCAGCCAGCCUUCAUUCUGGAGGGAAAGGCCCCAGUCGAGCCCAGCAGGGGGGAUGGAGGAGGCGGGGAGGCCGGCUCCCUCAGCCCCGGGCCUGCUGCUCUGUCUCUGACCCAGGCAGAGAGUCCUGGGCCCUGGCAGAGUGAGAGCCUGCUGGCAGAGUCCUGGUCCACGAUGGGUGACGUGGACCCCGAGGACACUAAGAGCCUGGACAGCAGUGACGGGGCGGCUCUGACCGGGGAGGAGAACCACUCCUCCAACUCCGAUAUGGUCCACCUAGAGCGGGAGGAGGCCGAGAUGCUCGAGGAGGCAGAGAAGGAGGCCGCAGAGGAGGAGAGGGCGAGGAGAACGGAGGAGGAGGAGGAGGAAGAUGAGGAUCUGCAGACGAGCGUGUUGAGUGUCUUAGGCGCGGAGAAGGAGCUGGCUGGGCUCAGGGAGGAGGAGCAGGACCUCCACGCCCCAGAAACUGAGGAGCUCCUGGUGUCAGCAGAGGAGCCCCGCAUGCAGAGGGAGCCUGCAGAGUUCAUGCAGGUGGUUCCCCCGAUGGCACUGCCUCCUCUGCCUAUCGUCAGGCUCGAUCCCCCCUCCACUACAUCCACCCCAGUCCCUUCAACCACAACCUCUGAAGCUGAGGAGCUGUUUUCUACUCAGGGCCUCCACCCUCCAUCUAUCCUCGCUCCGAUGGCAGCAGAGCCUCCGAUAGAGAGCCUCCAGCAGCUAAAAUUCUCACAGAUUCCCCUCUUGGAUGUGGAGGAACAUUCAGUUGAAGCCUCUCAAGCGGUGCCAGAAAAGCCGGAUCCCGCAGCUCCACCAAAGACUUCCAAACCUCUGAGCUCCACUGAGCUGCUGUGUGGAGGCGCUGCUUUAGUAGCCGUUGUAGGAGUAGUAGCAUAUGGUGCUGUGGCCUACUGUAGAAAGUAGAACACCCCUCCUUUAACCACGAAUCCCCCUUUCAACACAGCUCUUCUGUUUUUAAACUGAUUCCAAAUGAAAUAUUCCACUUCACUCUCUGAAUUCUGGAUUUUUAUUCUCAGACACUCUGCGUAUUGUAGUCAACAUCAGACGCAUCAAUUUGAUUUUUCGGAUUCGUUUUGUGCUACCUCAGCUCACAGCAGAGCUCAUGGCCUUUGUUUUUCUGUGUACGAUAGAUCUCUGAGGAAAUUUAGUCAGUGAAAUGUAAACCUGGAAUGUAAAAUCAUGCAAGGUACAAUU